Molecule: messenger RNA, 2612 nt
Organism: Camellia sinensis
Lineage: Eukaryota; Viridiplantae; Streptophyta; Magnoliopsida; Ericales; Theaceae
Product: Tetratricopeptide repeat (TPR)-like superfamily protein
Biological process (GO): RNA modification
Molecular function (GO): RNA binding; zinc ion binding; protein binding
Source: RefSeq, a predicted model, not a curated record
UGAGAGAGAGCCAGAAGCAAACCGUUGUGAUUUGUAACUGCCUUGUAAAUUAUAUUUGAAACAUCCACUCAAAGUCAUGAAUGUAUCCAAAGAAUGAGAGCUCUCCAUGUUCUCUUCAAACCAAACUCUUCCCCACUCAAACCCACCUCCUCUUUCUCCAAAAGCGAUGUUUCUUCUCCUCAACCCUUCUUCACAGGAACCAUUAAUCCACCUGAAACCCACUUCAUAUCUCUCAUUCACUCCUCCAAAACCACCCAACAACUCCAACAAAUUCACGCCCAAAUCAUCCUCCACAAUCUCUCUUCAAACACUCGGCUCCUAACCCAAUUCAUAUCUUCAUGUUCUCUCCAUAAAUCAGUCGAUUACGCUUUAUCCAUCUCUAAACAAUGCGCUGAUCUCAAUUUGUUUCUGUUCAAUGCGUUGAUUCGGGCACUCGCUGAGAAUCGCCGUUUUGAAAGCUCCAUUUCCCAUUUUGUUCUCAUGUUGAGGAUGUGUAUUCGACCUGAUAGGCUCACAAUGCCUUAUGUGCUUAAGUCGAUCGCGGCAAUUGUUGAAUGUGAACUUGGAAGGGUAGUUCAUGGUGGGAUCUUGAAGAUGGGUCUUGAAUUUGACUCGUUUGUUCGAGUUUCAUUGGUUGAUAUGUAUGUGAAAUUUGAGUUAUUGGGUGAUGCUUUGCAGUUGUUUGAUGAAAGUCCUGAAAGAAAUAAGCUUGGGAGUAUACUGUUGUGGAAUGUAUUGAUUAAUGGGUGUUGUAAAAUGGGAGAUUUGAGAAAGGCAACAGAGCUAUUCGAGACAAUGCCGGAUAGGAACGCUGGUUCUUGGAAUAGUUUGAUUAAUGGGUUUAUGAGAAAUGGUGAGGUGGACCGAGCAAGAGAGCUUUUCGAUCGUAUGCCAGAGAAAAAUGUGGUUUCUUGGACCACAGUGGUUACAGGCUUUUCACAGAAUGGACACCAUGAAAAGGCUUUGUCUAUGUUUUUUCAGAUGCUGGAGAUGGGAGUGAAGCCUAAUGAUCUAACUUUGGUUUCUGCACUUUCGGCUUGCGCGAAAGUUGGAGCAUUAGAAGCUGGAGCACGAAUUCACAAUUAUCUUUCAAGGAGUGGAUUCGUGUUGAACAGAGCCAUUGGAACUGCUUUGGUAGACAUGUAUGCAAAAUGUGGGAAUAUCGAGUCUGCAAUUUGGGUGUUUGACAUGACAAAAGAGAAGGACCUUCGUACUUGGAGUGUGAUGAUUUGGGGUUGGGCAAUCCAUGGAUUUUUUCAGCAAGCUCUUCAAUACUUCGAAAAGAUGAAGUUAGAAGGAGUUGACCCUGACGGAGUUGUCUUUCUUGCCAUCCUAACUGCAUGCUUACAUUCUGGGCAAGUAGAUAAGGGACUUAGUUUCUUUGACAGCAUGAGAUUUGACUAUUCCAUUGAACCAACCAUGAAACAUUAUGCUUUAAUAGUAGAUCUCCUAGGCCGGGCAGGUCGUCUAGAUGAAGCUCUAAGAUUUAUUCAAAGUAUGCCGUUAGAUCCUGAUUCUGUGAUAUGGGGGGCACUCUUUUGUGCUUGCAGGGCUCACAAAAAUAUUGAGAUGGCCGAAUUUGCAUCAGAGAGGCUCCUUCAGCUUGAGCCGAAGCAUCCUGGAGGCUAUGUCUUUUUGUCGAAACAUGUAUGCUGGGUAGGUAGAUGGAAGAUGGUGAAAGAGUGAGGAACGUCAAUGAAGAACAGAGGUGCAGAGAAAAAUCCCGGGUGGAGUUAUAUUGAGGUUGAUGGCCAAGUUCAUAGUUUCGUCGCCAAUGAUCAUGCUCAUGAGAGUGCAGAAGAGGUAUAUAAAAAAUUGGAGGAAAUAACAAGGAGUGCAAGACAACAAGGUUACGUGCCUGGAACUGAGUGGGUACUUCAUAACAUUGAAGAAGAAGAGAAAGAAGAUUCAUUAGGAAGUCAUAGUGAGAAACUGGCACUUGCCUUUGGGCUGAUCAGUACUAGUCCAAAUAUGACCAUUAGGAUUGUGAAGAACCUGAGAGUCUGUGGGGAUUGCCAUUCUAUGAUGAAAUAUGUCAGUAAGAUGAGUCAAAGGGAAAUUGUAUUGAGAGAUAUAAAGCGAUUCCAUCAUUUCAAGCAUGGAAUGUGUUCAUGUGGAGAUUACUGGUAACAUGGCGCAAAGGGGAAACUGGAAGGCACCAAUGAUGGCCAAAGUCUCUCAAGAAUCUCUUUCACUAGUUUAGGUUGCUCUUCCUUGCCAUCAUCAUCACCAUCGGCAAUUUCUGAUCUCUCAAGCAAAACUUUUAUGCCAAGAAUUGUAUAAAAGUUCAUCUCCGAUGCAACAACAAUAUUACCAUCAUCGCCAAAUGGAAAUCCUUGAAAAAGGAAAGUAAUUGCAAGUUAUGGAAGUUAAUAUUUUUUUGUAUGGGCUAUGAUAUGGAAAUAAAUGUAUUUUGACUAUAUUGCAGGAAUUUUUUGUAAGACCAUGAUAUGAAAAUGUAAUGUAUAUUGACUAUAGUGCAGAAAUUUUGUAAUGGACCAUGGUAUGAAAAUGUAAUGUAUUUUGACUAUAGUGCAGGAAUUUUGUAAUGGACCAUGAUAGGAAAAUUUAAUAUAUUUUAGCAUGGACCAUCAUAUGAUUAGUUUCAUUAA